AUGAUUAUUUCAUCUGCUAUUCGGAACCUUCCGAACGCUGAUUUCUUGAAAGCCUAUUAUGGUAAACAUAAAAAACAUAACGAAGAAUUUAAUAACUUAAUUAAUAAGUUGUUUCUUUGGGAAAGUUUACGAUUGUCUUUUUAUAUUAAUCGGAGUAAGCAGUGUGGUAUACAAUCCAUUGAAAUUUGCAACUAUUGUUUUAUUCAUGCAACUUCUCUAGGGGUACAUUUGCUUCGACACAUAUUAAGACCAUACUCACAAUCCGCUUUAGAAAAGAAUGAAGGGGCUUACGAACUUCUAACACCAAGCGAAGUUAUUCCAAGAAAAAAUGAAUUAACAAUCGAUGACGAGGAGAAGUUGACAACCACGGUCUCCCCAGGCCUCAGAGUCGUCCUUAGGGUCAACUUGAGGGAUGACUGCGCAAGAAACAGCAGCGACAUUGUACAACAUGUUGGCUUUAAGAUGAAGUGCUUCAAAUCAACUAAGGGUGCUCUCCAACAAAAAGACAAUGGGGUUAGUAUUCCGUUCUGCUGGGAUUCAAGAAUUUUGGAGUAUAACGACCAUCAGAUUAAAUGGUGUGUAACAGACCAUCUGAAUCUCCGAAAAAACGCACAGAUGCACCUCCAAACAAAUCCACAACAAAUUACAGGAAACGCUGCUACUCAAACAUAUUCUUUCUUGUAUCACUAA
Messenger RNA from Mucor mucedo, 690 nucleotides. RefSeq lists its product as uncharacterized. The record is from RefSeq and is a predicted model, not a curated record. Bases 1 to 690 code for a protein of 229 amino acids. The transcript is spliced from 9 exons. NCBI's taxonomy places the organism in Eukaryota, Fungi, Mucoromycota, Mucoromycetes, Mucorales, Mucoraceae.